Molecule: messenger RNA, 1188 nt
Organism: Aspergillus glaucus CBS 516.65
Lineage: Eukaryota; Fungi; Ascomycota; Eurotiomycetes; Eurotiales; Aspergillaceae
Product: TBC domain-containing protein
Exons: 3
Coding region: 1-1188 (395 amino acids)
Biological process (GO): endoplasmic reticulum to Golgi vesicle-mediated transport; positive regulation of GTPase activity
Cellular component (GO): endoplasmic reticulum membrane
Molecular function (GO): GTPase activator activity
Source: RefSeq, a predicted model, not a curated record
AUGGACGCGCGGGAUGAGGAACCUGUGAUACUACAGAAGGAGCAAGAUGAAAGUCAUCUGGCUGAGAAGGUGGAUGCCAUCCGGCGAGCAUGCGACUUGGGAGACCUGGACGCAUUGGUUUCACAUGCGAGAUCAGAAGGUGGUUUCCUCCGGGACGACCUGCGCCAGCUAGCAUGGCCAAUUCUCCUACGGUGCCAGCAAGCCAGACGAGACGAUGAUAAAGAUUGGAACGAGUUGCCACGGCAUGCAGAUGAAGACCAGGUUCAGCUGGACGUGCACAGGUCAUUUGUCUACUACCCUAGCGGCACCGAUGAAGAGUUGUCCAAAAAGAAAGACGAACUAUCAAAUGUGAUCACGAACGUGCUACGGAACUAUCCAUAUCUUUGCUAUUUCCAGGGAUACCAUGACAUUGUACAAGUUUUGCUCCUGGUACUGGGAGAAAAGCAAGCAGCACCAGCGGUUACUCAAAUUUCUCUCUUUCGGAUACGAGACUACAUGCUUCCAUCGCUCAAACCGUCUUUGAAACACCUGCAGAUUAUUCCAGCAAUCAUUGAACGAGCGGACCCAGGCUUGCGACAGCAUCUCUCGGACGUCAGGCCAUUCUUCGCCCUCGCGGCUACGCUUACAUUAUAUGCGCACGACAUCCAAGAGUACAGCGAUAUCGCCCGUCUCUUCGACUUCCUCCUCGCACAUGAACCUGUCGUUCCGAUCUACCUUUUCGCAGCGAUCAUCCUCUCCCGUAAAAAGGAACUGCUAGAGAUUCCGGUGGACGAGCCGGAGAUGAUGCAUUUCACUCUUUCCAAACUUCCAAGUCCAUUAGACCUUGACGGUCUGAUCCAGAGCGCUGUACAGCUCUUUAAUGACUAUCCACCCGAGUCAUUGCCUUUUGGAGUCUGGAAGCAAAUUCCGGCAUGCAGUGUGCUGAAGAGCUCUCGGGAUCCUUUCCGGGAGCAGACAGCAAAGAAUGCGGUAAAGCUAUUUGACCAGCAAACACGGCAACUUCGCAACGAUGAACUGAGAAAGAAAGCACUUGGGCUCUUGUGGACACACAGAAAGGCGAUUGGCUCUGUUGUCGUCGCCGUCUUCGUUGGUGCCGUGUCUAUUUGGAUACGGAAGAAGGGAUUCGACGCAUCAAUCUGGUCGUACAUGGGUAACUUUAAGGCGGCUUUUGAGGAUCGCUUCUUCUGA